CUCGUCACGCGCGGUACGCACGCUCUGUCGUGAGCUUUCGAAUUAAAACUAACUUCCGCCUGGAUAAGGCCAAAUAUCGCUUUCCGUUUAUGCAUCAGUCAACUGACCUUGAUGAUAAACUUGUCUCGAGUUCUGAAAAUCAAUGUUCCAAUACUUCCAUAUCAAUUAAAAUAGUUUACUGAUCCUUCGAGUAAAUGACAUUCGAGUGCAGUCUCAAUGCAAGGCUUGUGAGCAUAAAAACACAUUUUAAUUUGAACGAGUCUUCGAAACACUUGCAUGAUUGAUUAAUCAUGAAUCACGAAAUUUCUGUCAGCGUCAAUCAAACAUUCAUUUUGUGAUAUUCAAGUGAUCUCGUGAUUUUCGUGAUGUGCUUUAUCUUUUGUUCAAUCUCGUUUGCGCAAGAAAACCAAUAAAGGCUGGAUUAUCACGCUCAUCGUAAAAAGACGCUAAUUUUUUCCGGCAUGCAAACCCCAUGAGGAAGAGUUCACUGGCAUCGGAUUCACUGACAGCUCAGACGCAGUUAUGAACGAAUUCACUUUCACGAUUUUCGAACUGUAAUACCGCAGGAUGAAUGCUACGUGGUCGUCGGACGAUGGAGAUCCCGAAACAUUUUCUCUGGCGAUGCUCAACGCGACGUACUGGCUCAGCAAUAUCAUUGACAACAAUACGUUGAUUUACGACGAAUACGAUGACCUGUAUGACGUUCCAGCAGGAAUCAUUGUACUUUUGAGUCUAUGCUACGGCAGCAUAUCGAUUCUCGCUGUCGUUGGCAAUUUCCUUGUCAUGUGGAUCGUUGCUACUUCACGACGAAUGCAGAGCGUUACUAAUUGUUUCAUCGCUAAUCUCGCAUUGGCUGACAUCGUAAUCGGCUUAUUCGCCAUUCCGUUUCAGUUCCAGGCUGCCCUGCUGCAACGGUGGAAUUUGCCCCACUUCAUGUGCGCGUUUUGCCCGUUUGUCCAAAUAUUGUGUGUCAACGUAUCGGUUUUUACGCUCACUGCAAUCGCUGUCGACCGUCAUCGGGCAAUUUUGAAACCACUGAGUGCUAGACCAAGCAAGCUCAGAGCCAAGAUCGUGAUAGCAGGAAUCUGGCUAAUUUCCGGUGCACUCGCCACCCCCAUGGCAGCAGCUCUGAGGGUCGUCAUGGUUCCGGAAAGUACGACCGCUGGCCGUUUGCACCUAAAGCCAUUUUGCCAGAACGAGAACAUGUCCGAAAGAUCGAUGCUGACGUACCGAGCUCUGCUGGGAUUUCUGCAAUAUCUCACACCACUUUCGGUAAUAUCAUGCGUGUACGCGCGUAUGGCUCUGAGAUUGUGGGGUAGCCGAGCACCCGGCAACGCACAGGACUCGAGGGACGCGAAUCUCAUGAAAAAUAAAAAAAAGGUGAUUAAAAUGUUGGUCAUAGUCGUUGCACUGUUCGCGAUCUGUUGGCUACCGCUCCAGAUGUACAACGUGCUUCAGUACACCUAUCCACAGAUCAACGAAUAUCGGUACAUCAACAUAAUUUGGUUUUGUUGCGACUGGCUCGCGAUGUCCAACAGCUGCUACAAUCCUUUCAUCUACGGGAUUUAUAACGAGAAAUUCAAGAGAGAAUUUCAGCAGAGGUUUCCCUUCAGAUCUCGAAAGUGGUCCUCGAGCCCGGCAACGGACAGCCUCGACAUGGAGAAGACCCAGAGCACGAGAGCAUCGUUUAGGUAUAUUCUCAGGUACGAUUGGCGAAGACCGGCUUCAGGGGGUUGUCCGGCGGCUGCUUCCUUCUACCGAGGAGUUUCACUGCGAGAGCCAAGCCGAACUUCGAUAAACGGUGACGAUCCGAAAGCUCGAGGCUUGACGACGGCAGGAUGUUGCAUUGGAAACGGGCAUGGGAAUCAGCCAGCCGCUGUAAAUAACAGAACGGGGAGUAAAAAAAGCAAGGAAAUUUGCUCGGCUGAGUUGUACGUAUUUUCGUCCGGUAGACACAAACGUUCUCGAGAACUCGGCGAUCAAGAGCUUUGUCUCUAAAUCCACGAACGUGACAACGAAUACGAUCGAUUUAUUUAUUUUUUCUUCUCCUUACUCUGCUCAUCUCGGUUCUUCACACUAUUAUUAACGUGUCCGGAUGAAACUGCCGAGAACACUGUCACGCUCAGUGAACGAGCACGUUCGAUUUAACGUCCCUCACGUCUUGGGCGAAGGGGAUGACGAGUCGCGGAAGUGCACGGUCUGGAAAAAAGAAAGGAACAAUAAACAACCAAGCGAGGAGAAAAAUAGUGUGCGCUGAUCGAAUUCACGGGAAAUAAAAUAACGGGAAAUUCGUCCUCUUUAUUUACCCCCUGGAUCAACCUUCGAGCCACGUCUCACUCUCCAGCAUCCACUCGUGUCUGACAGCAAUAAAGAGCUUUAGUGGUUUAUAGUUGUACGAAACUUCAAGUGGAGAGCCGACGCACAACAUCGCGAUGAGGCAAUCUCUUUCGUCUCCCUCGUCGUAACUCGUGCCGCAAUGACUCCGUGAGAAAUGAACGCCAUCAGACCGGGUCUACCUGACCAAUGUCCACCGAGGAAAUCUCAACCAAUUGUGCGUGAGAGAGUUUUCCCAAAGUUUUUCUUCUCCAAUGUAAUUUUCGAUCGUUGGCAAUUUUCGUAACCAGGAGAAUUCGCGAGAUUUUCGUGAAUUUGCUCCAUUUGUGUAAAAUUUCCGGAGACGCUUUGUACAUUCAUUGUAAAGUCGUAUAUUUUUCUGAAUAUUUGUGUUUCGAUUUGAAGAUGAUAAGAAACCAUAAAGUUCUAACGAUGUUAAAGUUCGCGUGGUUCGGAUGCAGCGAAAUUCCUUUUUUCUUCCUUCACCAAAGUACACAACUUAUUUGCCGUUCAACAUUACGAAAAUCGUGCGGUGUUUGUUUGGUGAAGAAGAAAGGAAUUACGAUGUUCAAAAAAUGAAUAAUAACGAUGCAAACUUCAAUAACGUUGUAUAUGAUAUCGUUAUAUUAAACUGUUGCUACAGCAGAUUUAUCCUACUAAUAUUUAAGGCUUCAUGCAAAACUGAUAAUUGAGUAAACAAUCGUCGAAUGAAGCGUCGAGUGCAUGGAAGAAAUUUGUCAACAAUUUCUUCUUUUGUCAAUGAAAAUUUCGACGUAUGUAAUGACGAGACUUAAAAAUCAAUCGAAACGGAGGCGUGAAACUGAAGAAACGACGUGUUUUAUUCUAGUCAAGUAAACUCUGGCUUCGUACUUCCGGGUUCAUUGGACCCAAGCGAGAAUCGAUCGAGGGCUGGAACUUUUUGCCCGUCAAUUUGGGAGGCCCCAGGAGGUUCAGGAUGAAUUAAAUCGAGCCUUUUCUAUUGAGCAGACCAAAAAGCAAUCUUCGUUUGCUUAGGUCAUGAGUGCCGGAAUUAAAAACGACGUGGUAUGAAGAAUUACAGUUUGAAUUUAGGCUUGAGGAAGAAAACAGUUGGAAGCGCGGUCGUUUAUCAUUGUACAUAAUAGUUUAUAAUUUUUAUUUCUAAUGACUAUAGUGAAAUAGCUCGAAUGGAAGAGUGCCAACUCGAUUACGAAAGGCGAAUGAAAACGAAAAACGAAGAAAAAAAAACAAUGAAGCUUCGAAUAAAUUCUUAUUCAUUUUUUAACGAGUAUUAUGCGUCCUCGGAACGUGUAAGAUCCUUCCAUAACUACAGAGCGUACAAAAAAAACGGUAUUCGCUCUUACAUUUGCGUCGAUUUGAAAGACGCUGUAAAAAGUGAUUUUUUGUGUGUAAGCAUGAACAAUGAAAUAAUUGAGAAACUAUUUUUAAUGUUAUACUGUAAUCAAUGUAAAUAAUUCAAUGUACAUUUAAGCAUAUAAUUCGUGUUUCGCCGUAAUGAAUAAUUACCUUGUUGAAUAAACAAACCCAAAGCAAUAUGAAA
Messenger RNA from Venturia canescens, 3874 nucleotides. RefSeq names its product RYamide receptor. The transcript has 10 exons. Gene Ontology annotation, molecular function: neuropeptide Y receptor activity. Bases 568 to 1998 code for a protein of 476 amino acids. The record is from RefSeq and is a predicted model, not a curated record. Gene Ontology annotation, biological process: G protein-coupled receptor signaling pathway. NCBI's taxonomy places the organism in Eukaryota, Metazoa, Arthropoda, Insecta, Hymenoptera, Ichneumonidae. Gene Ontology annotation, cellular component: plasma membrane.